AUGACGGUGAAGCUUGUAUUUGAGAAGAAUGAAGUCCUUCCUGGUUCGGAGGUCAAAGUUCAAGUCCAAGCUGCUCCUGGCUCCAUAUGCACCCUCCACACCCUGAACCCAAACAGGCCUAGGGACCUCGGGCCACAGGCAGCCACCUUGUUCCAGCAAGUGUCUGGAUAUCCCGCGGCUGUGGAAGACCCCAGCCCCUGCCCAGGUGCUGGGGGGUCCCUCAGAGACUUCUCUGCCAAGUGGAAUGCCUACAGGUUUUUCAAACAAAUAGGAUUCAAAGUUUUCACCAACACGAAAAUGAAAUCCCCAGCUGACUGUAGAAAUAAAGACGGUCCAAAAAUAUCUAACCCAAUGCCUGUCAUCCCAGUACCCGGAGCUGGUCUCCAGGGCAACACUUUGGCAUACUGGGGAGCUGAAAACUGGUUGUGGAGCCUGGUUUCUACUGGGAAGACUGGCAUGGCGGAUAUGACUUUCAUGGCCCCCAGGGCGGAAGCAGAGUGGAAGGCCCUGGCAUUUUGUUCCUCCGACUUGGGCACUGGGCUUUCCCCUCCGGUUCAUCUCAACAGCCGGGGGUCCCCCGUCCUGGCCGGCCCCACACACACACCGGUGGCCCUAGGCCCUCACUCAGAGCCUUUCUCUGUGGAGCUGACAGUGCCCAGGACGGCUGCUAUGGGCGAAGAGUUCCCGCUGCAAGUCAAAGUGACCAACAACAUCCGGGCCUGCCUGCUGAUCCAGACCGCAAUGGCCAAAACAGAUGGGAUAGAGUUUCCCAGUGGAAAUUCCAAAUUCAUUACCUGUCUGUGUGGCACGGAGAAUUUCUCAUGGAAAGUGAGGCCUUCCAGAUCAGGCCAAGUGGUUUUGAACGUGACUGCCGAGGCCCUGGAUAACAGGAAUCUUUGCCAUGUGGACACUGUGGUGCCCAAGACAGGGAAGAUGGUGAUGGUGACUAAGACUGUCUCUGUGGAGACCCCUGAAGGCUUCCCCCGUGGCCCCCGGACCACUCUGAGCUCCCUGCCUGGCAUGAAACAGUUCUCCUUGCAUCUGGAUGUGCCACUGUUUGUCACCCAGGGCUCGACCUUUGGGGCCAAAGCCACAGUCUCCAGCCCCCACCAGUGGCAGGCGUGCCUUGUGGUCAAAAUCAGCAUGGAGGACACUAAGGAGUUCGACUUUCCAGAAGGGAAUUUCAAGUACACCACCUGCCUGUGCCCAGGGGAAUCCAAGAGCUUCUUCUGGGACGUGCGGGCCACUGGCUUGGGUCCUGCUCCUUGCACUGCCUCAGCGGAGGUUUUACAGAAUAAGGACAUCUGUCAGGCGGAGACGGUGGAUCCAGAGACUGAAAUGAAGGAAUCGAUCACCAAGACCGUACUCAUCAAACCAGCAACCCGUAGUGUGGCCUUGGGUGAGGCCUUGGGGGCCGUUUUGGGUGCGGCCUUGGCCCCCCAAUCCUCUCAGACAGACAGCCCCAAGCCAUUCUCCAUCUACUUGGAUGUACCUGACUCAGCCAGUCCGGGAGAACUGUUCCCCCUCGAAGCCAGGGUCUCCAACAACCUCAAGGAGUGCAUUGUGCUGCAGGUGAGCAUAGCAGAGGCUGAAGGUCUGGAGUUCCCCGAUGGAAAUGCCAAGCACAUCGGCUGCCUGUGCUCUGGCCAGAACCGAUCAUACGUGUGGGAGGCAAAGACAUCCAAAUUAGGUCAGACCAUGGUCGGAGCCUACGCUGAGGUCCUCGACCGGCAGAAAAUCUGCUUCGUCAAAACCGUGGUGCCAGAGCAGGGCCGGAUGGACCAGAUCUCCAAGCCCAUGCUCAUCCGGGUCCCUGGAUCUCCCGAGGUCCACCUGCCUGCCUCCCCACACCCUGCUGUGGCCAACCAGGGACCCUACUCUAUGCAGCUGGACAUGCCUAGCUCCGUGAUCAGAGGGGAGCCCUUCACCCUGAAAGCCAAGGUGACAGACCACCUGGACGACUGUAUUGUGGUCGAGAGCAGCAUUGAGGAAGUCGACGGGGUGGUGUUUGACUAUGGGAACUACCGGUACACAUCCUGCCUCUGCCCAGACAGCCCCAAGAACUUCUUCUGGGAUGUGAAGGUGGUGAAGCUGGGGCAAGUGGUCUUCACAGCCACCACCAAGGCUGUGAACGAGAAAAACAUCUGCGUGGACAAUGUGGUGGCUCCAGCAUCGGGACAGAAAGAAAUGACAACCAGAGUCCUCUUUGUCAGUGACGCUUAGGACUGGCUGCUGGUCAGGGGAAGCAGGAGAAUCCAGAACCUGUGCUGUGACCAUAUCGUGACUACCCACCUGCACAUGCAGCAUCCAAGGACUCAGUCCUGUCCCUACUCCCAGGGCUCCGGGGUAACUCCUGGAGAGAGCAGGAUGAAGCAGCUGAUUGCCACCAGGGAGGCUCAGACCCUGCCAUUCUCAGAGAGUGAUGCCCACCUGCCUGCCUGCCCCUCUGUCUGGGACCCUUCCUUCCAGAUCAAUAAAACCCUCACAAUUCUAUUCUGA
Ornithorhynchus anatinus (platypus) is the source of this 2499-nucleotide messenger RNA. Its product is annotated as alpha-2-macroglobulin-like protein 1. Gene Ontology annotation, cellular component: extracellular region. NCBI's taxonomy places the organism in Eukaryota, Metazoa, Chordata, Mammalia, Monotremata, Ornithorhynchidae. The coding region runs from base 1 to 2223 and encodes 740 amino acids. The transcript has 15 exons. Gene Ontology annotation, biological process: proteolysis; regulation of immune system process. Gene Ontology annotation, molecular function: aspartic-type endopeptidase activity; endopeptidase inhibitor activity. The record is from RefSeq and is a predicted model, not a curated record.